AUGUCGGCCCCGCCGCACAAUGCCGUCGUUAACGGUGAAAAUUUGGCUAAAAACGAAACGAAUACCAUCCAACAACCACCGAAUUCGCCUAAUUUGGCUUCUUGCGACUCUUUCCUAUUUGGUCGACUCAAGAAACCGCUCCGGGAAACGUGUUACAUCACCCCAGAUGAGAUCAUAGUAAAAUCGAAGAUGGUUCUGAUGGCUAUACUGCAAACCCAUUAUAAAAAAUGUUUCGGGGAUUUGAUCAAGCGCUGGCACAUGUGCGCCGCAGUCCGCGGGGAGUACUUUGAAGGCGACAAUAUCGAUUAUGAUGAAUAA
Molecule: messenger RNA, 318 nt
Organism: Belonocnema kinseyi
Lineage: Eukaryota; Metazoa; Arthropoda; Insecta; Hymenoptera; Cynipidae
Exons: 1
Coding region: 1-318 (105 amino acids)
Molecular function (GO): nucleic acid binding
Source: RefSeq, a predicted model, not a curated record